GAAAAAGGGCAAAGUAGUAACUACACCCAGCAAAAAAGAUAUGUGGGAUGGGUUUUGACGUUGGACUGAACAGGAAGAACUUCGGUGUUCUGUUCUGUUCUAUUCUACCCUUUGUUCCAGUAACUACUCCGUUCACUGAGACUCAUUGAAUUGACCCAACUCAAUUCACCAACAACAUUCUGUGGGCUUUUCCAACUAAACCCCCAAAUUUCUUCCCUUUUUUGAGCUGCUUAGCAGUAUAAUCUCUGGGUUUUGAGUUUCAUUAAGUGUGUAGGGUUGGUAAGGUAUGGCAUGUAAUCUUGAAGAAUAUGAUGAUGUUUCCAUAUGGCCGCCUCAAGUUGAAAGAUAUUUCAUUGCCUUGUUGCUUAAGGAAUCCAAGAAAAGCUUACAUACUUCCACCCUAGAUAGAAAAACGUGGAAAGCCAUAGACAAUGAUUUGUUCUCGAAUUUUGGAAGGAGAUAUGACCUUGCGAAGUUGAAAUCAAAGUUCAAUCGAUUGAGAAAGAUGCAUCGUGAGUUCUCAAGUAUCUUGUCCCAAACUGGUGCUGAAUAUGAUCCUGAAACUAAUCUUAUUCGUGCUGAUGAUGAUUUUUGGGAUGCCUACUUGAAAAGACACCCUGGUGCAAAGCGGUAUCAAAGGAAAGGAUGUGCUCAUUACAAGUUGCUUGAUCAAAUCUUCAAGACUCUAUCCACAACAAACCGACCUCCACCCUAUGCAGCAACCCAUUCCCCAUCAAAAUCUGAGGAUGAGCAGCGGGUAGAAGAACCUGAAACUGUAGCAGAUGAUUUUGAGCCAACUGCCAACGUUGCUGAUACCAAUGAGUCUGGGACUUCUGCUACUGUUGCACGUUGUCAAGCUAUUCAUCCUCUUGAAAAUGUUCGGCCAACAAAACAAUAUAGAACCUCAGAGCAUUUAGGGGCGGAUAACAUACACGGGGGAUGGACCAACAAUGUGAAUUCUAAAAUCGAAGUAACUUUGGGGCCAUUUGACCGAGUUCAUAGGAGUAGUGAGAUGUCAUCAGAUUAUGAUCCAUACUCUGUAACUGAGUGCAUGGAUAUAUUGGAAUCCAUUCCAAAUGUGGCGAAUGCUUCUUACUUGAAGGCAAUGGAUAGAUUUUUGAUUCCCGAGUGGAGACAAAUGUUCGUCAAGAUGUCAGAGGGAAGACGAUGUAUGUGGUUGGAGAGUUUGAAAAGCUAAUCAGUACUCUUACCUAGGAGACUAAUGAGAUAUGGUUUCUACUAUUUUGUAUAUUCGUAAUUAGAAGAACAGCUAUGGUUGGAUCACUUGCCAUGUCGUCGAUCGAGUUGUAAAUGUUGGCUGGACAAAUUCUAAGAUCUUAUUAGUUGGUGUGGAUGAUACUUCAACACAAUUAUGCAACUAAUGUAUUUUCUGUAGCAUUAUUCUAACUUGUGAAGUGUAAUGACUCAACUAAAUUUGGUUGGGGAGUUUGUGUAAAGUGUAACCAAGUGAUGGGGGGGUGUAAAAAGCAUUGAGAGAUUUUCUAAGUUAGCAGUGACCCAUGAAUCUUCAUUGAACUCAUUCUUACAAGAAAAAUCAUUUAUGUUAUAAUGUAGUAAUGAGAUUGUCUUA
Molecule: messenger RNA, 1591 nt
Organism: Cannabis sativa
Lineage: Eukaryota; Viridiplantae; Streptophyta; Magnoliopsida; Rosales; Cannabaceae
Product: L10-interacting MYB domain-containing protein
Exons: 3
Coding region: 287-1198 (303 amino acids)
Source: RefSeq, a predicted model, not a curated record